AUGAAUAUCAGCAAGCAGAUUGCAUUUUGCAAAGAUCAUUAUGAGUCCCCACCUUCAAAAUUACUCUGUGUUUACACAGCAUUAGUUAAGAGCCGUGAUACAGUGCUGGGAAGAGCGGCCACAUGUGAUCAGCGUGGGUGCUGCUGGAGACCUCAGGGGACCAUAAGUGUGCCCUGGUGCUACUAUUCUAAAAGUCAUGGUUAUCAAAUGGAGGGUGACCUUGUCAAAACAAAUGCAGGAUUCACAGCCCAGUUGAAAAGGUUGCCUUCUCCAUCCUUAUUUGGAAAUGAUGUCAACAAUGUCCUUCUCACAGCAGAAUACCAGACGUCCAAUCGUUUCCACUUUAAGCUAACUGACCAGAGCAAGGACAGGUACGAAGUACCUCAUGAACAUGUGCAACCCUUCAAAGGAGUUGCUGCUUCUCCCUUGACCUAUGAAGUUAUGGUCUCCAAACAGCCAUUUAGCAUCAAAGUGAUCAGAAGAAGUAAUAAUCGUGUUCUGCUGGACUCAGGCAUUGGACCCCUCCUGUUUGCCGAUCAGUUCCUGCAGCUCUCCACCCGACUGCCCAGUGCUAACGUGUACGGUCUGGGAGAACAGGUGCACCCACAGUACCAGCAUGAUAUGAAGUGGAAGACCUGGUCCCUGUUUGCCAGGGACACAACCCCCAGUGGGGAUGGAACUAACUUGUAUGGUACACAGACAUUCUUCCUGUGUCUUGAAGAUGCUAGUGGAUUGUCCUUUGGAGUGUUUCUGAUGAACAGCAAUGCCAUGGAGGUUGCCUUCCAGCCCGCGCCAGCUGUCACUUACCGCACCAUCGGGGGCAUUCUCGACUUCUAUGUGUUUUUGGGAAACACUCCAGAGCAAGUUGUUCGAGAGUAUCUAGAGCUCAUUGGACGGCCAACCCUUCCCUCAUACUGGGCACUUGGAUUUCAUCUCAGUCGUUAUGAUUAUGGAACACUAGAUAGCAUGAAGGAAGUCGUGGAGAGAAACCGUGCGGCAGGGCUCCCUUAUGAUGUUCAGCAUGCCGAUAUUGAUUAUAUGGAUGAGAGGAAGGACUUCACUUAUGAUCCAGUCAAUUUUAAAGGUUUCCCUGAGUUUGUUAAGGAGUUACACAAUAACAGUCAGAAAUUGGUCAUCAUUGUGGAUCCAGCCAUCUCCAACAACUCUUCGCCCAGCAAUCCCUACGGCCCGUAUGACAGGGGUUCGGGCAUGAAGAUAUGGGUGAAUGCUUCAGAUGGGGUGACUCCACUCAUUGGGGAGGUCUGGCCUGGAAAAACUGUGUUUCCUGAUUAUACCAACCCUGAUUGUGCUGUUUGGUGGGCAAAGGAAUUUGAGCUUUUCCACAACCAAGUAGAGUUUGAUGGAAUCUGGAUUGAUAUGAAUGAAAUCUCCAACUUCGUUGAUGGUUCCGUUUCAGGAUGUUCCACGAGCAAUCUAAAUUAUCCCCCAUUCACUCCUAGAAUCCUGGAUGGGUACCUGUUCUCCAAGAGUCUCUGCAUGGACGCAGUCCAGCACUGGGGCAGGCAGUAUGACGUCCACAAUCUCUAUGGCUACUCCAUGACAAUGGCCACGGCAGAAGCUGUCAAGACUGUGUCCCCUAAUAAGAGAAGCUUCAUUAUAACCCGUUCUACCUUUGCGGGAUCUGGCAAGUUUGCAGCCCACUGGUUAGGAGACAACGCAGCCACCUGGAAUGAUCUUCGGUGGUCUAUCCCUGGUGUGCUGGAAUUCAACCUUUUUGGUAUCCCAAUGGUGGGUGCUGACAUAUGUGGCUUUGCACUGGAUGCCCCUGAGGAGCUCUGUAGGCGGUGGAUGCAGCUGGGGGCAUUUUAUCCAUUCUCCAGGAAUCACAAUGGCCAAGGCUACAAGGCCCAGGAUCCUGCCUCCUUUGGAGCUGACUCUCUGCUGUUGAACUCCUCCAGGCACUACCUUACCAUCCGCUACACCCUAUUACCCUACCUCUACACCCUCUUCUACCGCGCCCACAGCCGGGGGGACACAGUGGCCAGGCCCCUUCUGCAUGAGUUCUAUGGGGACAGCAGUACGUGGGAUGUGCACCGACAGUUUUUAUGGGGCCCCGGCCUCCUCAUCACUCCGGUUCUGGAUGAGGGUGCAGAGAAAGUGAUGGCGUAUAUGCCCGAUGCCAUCUGGUACGAUUACGAGACUGGGGCCCGAGUGAGAUGGAGGAAGCAAAGGGUGGAGAUGGAACUUCCUGGAGACAAAAUUGGACUUCACCUUCGCGGAGGCCACAUCUUCCCCACACAACAGCCAGCCACCACCACAGUGGCCAGCCGCCGGAACCCUCUUGGUCUUAUCAUUGCCCUAGAUGAUAACAAAGAAGCAAAAGGCGAACUUUUCUGGGAUGAUGGGGAAACUAAAGAUACUGUGGUCAAUCAAGUUUAUCUCUUUUGUGAGUUUUCUGCCACCCAGAACUACUUGGAUGUGAAGAUUUUGCAGUCAACUUACAAAGACCCCAAUAAUUUAGUAUUUAAAGAGAUUAAAAUUCUUGGGACCCAGGAACCUACCAGUGUUAUUGUGAAACACAAUGGUCUCCCAAGUCAAAUUUCUCCUAAUGUCACUUAUGAUUCUAACUUACAGGUUGCUCUUAUCACGGGAAUUGAUCUUAUCCUGGGAGAAGCAUACACGGUGGAGUGGGACCUGAAGAUAAGGGAUGCAGAAAAAAUAGACUGUUUCCCCGAUGAGAGCGGUGCUUCUGCAGAAAACUGUACUGCCCGUGGCUGUGCCUGGGAGGUACCCACUUCUCCUGGAGUCCCGUUUUGUUAUUUCGUCAAUGAUCUGUACUCUGUCGACAAUGUUCAGUGCGACUCACAGGGAGCCACUGCGACCAUCUCCUUAAAGUCUUCUGUCUAUGCCUCUGCUCUGCCCUCAGUACCUGUGACCUCCCUCCGUCUGCGUGUGACCUACCAUAAGAAUGACAUGCUGCAGUUUAAGAUUUAUGAUCCUAACAAUAAUCGGUAUGAAGUCCCGAUCCCUCUCAACAUACCCACAGUUCCAUCCAGCACCUCUGAGAGUCAACUCUACGAUGUCCUCAUUAAGAAGAAUCCGUUUGGGAUUGAAAUUCGCCGGAAGAGUACAGGCACUGUGAUUUGGGACUCUCAGCUCCUUGGCUUUACCUUCAACGACAUGUUCAUCCGCAUCUCCACUCGCCUUCCCUCCCAGUACAUCUAUGGCUUUGGGGAAACAGAGCACACAGCCUUUCGGAGAGACUUGAACUGGCACACAUGGGGGAUGUUUUCCAGAGACCAGCCCCCAGGGUAUAAGAAGAAUUCCUACGGAGUCCACCCCUACUACAUGGCACUGGAGGAGGAUGGAAGUGCCCAUGGGGUGCUCCUGCUAAACAGCAAUGCCAUGGAUGUGACAUUCCAGCCCCUGCCUGCCUUGACAUAUCGCACCAUAGGAGGAAUUCUGGACUUUUAUGUGUUCUUGGGGCCAACUCCAGAGCUUGUCACUCAGCAGUAUACUGAGCUGAUUGGUCGGCCAGUGAUGGUUCCUUACUGGUCCUUGGGGUUUCAGCUGUGUCGCUACGGAUACCAGAACGACUCUGAGAUUGCCAGCUUGUAUGAUGAGAUGGUGGCUGCCCAGAUCCCUUACGACGUGCAGUACUCGGAUAUCGACUACAUGGAGCGGCAGCUGGACUUCACCCUCAGCCCCAAGUUCAUGGGAUUUCCAGCUCUGAUUAAUCGCAUGAAGGCUGAUGGGAUGCGGGUCAUCCUCAUUCUGGACCCAGCUAUUUCUGGUAACGAGACACAGCCCUAUCCUGCAUUCACUAGGGGUGUGGAGGAUGAUGUCUUCAUCAAGACGCCAAAUGGUGGAGACAUUGUCUGGGGAAAGGUGUGGCCUGAUUUCCCUGAUGUCUUUAUAGACAAGUCUCUAGACUGGGAGACUCAAGUGGAGGUAAAGGGCUGUGGACGUGGAGCUGUGCAGGAGGUGACGGGACAGAGAGGCAUUGUCAUCACCCGCUCCACGUUCCCCUCUUCUGGCCGCUGGGGAGGCCACUGGCUGGGCGACAACACAGCUGCCUGGGACCAGCUGAAGAAGUCUAUCAUUGGCAUGAUGGAGUUCAGCCUCUUUGGCAUAUCUUAUACAGGAGCAGAUAUUUGUGGGUUCUUUCAAGAUGCUGAAUAUGAGAUGUGUGUUCGCUGGAUGCAACUGGGGGCCUUUUACCCCUUUUCAAGGAACCACAACACCAUUGGGACCAGGAGACAAGACCCUGUGUCCUGGGAUGCUGCGUUUGUGAAUAUCUCCAAAAGUGUGCUGCUGACCAGAUACACCCUGUUGCCGUAUCUCUACACCCUGAUGCACAUGGCCCACACGGAGGGCAGCACCGUCGUGCGGCCUCUUUUCCAUGAAUUUUUGUCAGACCGGGUGACCUGGGAUGUAGACGGCCAGUUUCUGCUGGGCCCAGCCUUCCUGGUCAGCCCUGUCCUGGAGCCUAAUGCCAGAAAUGUCACUGCGUAUUUCCCUAGAGCCCGCUGGUAUGAUUACUACACGGGUGUGGACAUUGGAGCAAGGGGAGAGUGGAGGUCCUUGGCGGCCCCUCUUGACCACAUUAAUCUUCAUGUCCGUGGGGGCUACAUCCUGCCCUGGCAAGAGCCCGCACAGAACACCCACUUAAGCCGUCAGAAAUUCAUAGGCUUCAAGGUUGCCUUGGAUGAUGAGGGGACUGCUAAUGGCUGGCUCUUCUGGGAUGAUGGGCAAAGCAUUGAUACUUAUGGAAAAGGACUCUAUUACCUGGCCAACUUUUCUGCCAACCAGAACAUGAUGCAGAGUCAUAUAAUUUUCAACAAAUACAUCACUGAUUCAAACCCACUGAAACUGGGCUACGUUGAGAUCUGGGGAGUGGGCAGUGUUCCCAUUUCCAGUGUCAGCAUCUCAGUGAGCAGCAUGGUGAUAACGCCAAACUUCACUAACGACCCUGUGAUACAGGUGUUAAGCAUUGACGUGACCAGCAGAGACAUCAGCCUCCAUAAUUUCAUUUCACUAACGUGGAGAAGCACUCUGUGAAUUUUUAGAGAAAGAUCUUAAUUACAAACAGCUUUGGAACUACUUAUAUCUUAUGCUUAUAAAAUUAUUGUGUGUUGUUAAUUCAUUCAUGCUCAGUAUGGGUAAAGUAUUUUGUUAAUUUUGUCAUAUAUUUUGUCUGUGUCUUGGCCCUGUGGUAUGGGCCAUAGGGAAAUGUGAGAAAUCGAUGGGUUGUUUUCCUAUCUCUGUGUGAUGAACAUGGUACUGAUGGCUCCUCAUAUAAUAUCUACUGAAGAUGAACUGGGUCCACGAUGAAGGGGUGUGAGUGUGGGUGG
Leptonychotes weddellii (Weddell seal) is the source of this 5315-nucleotide messenger RNA. The record is from RefSeq and is a predicted model, not a curated record. NCBI's taxonomy places the organism in Eukaryota, Metazoa, Chordata, Mammalia, Carnivora, Phocidae.